Messenger RNA from Fusarium venenatum, 1278 nucleotides. Lineage: Eukaryota; Fungi; Ascomycota; Sordariomycetes; Hypocreales; Nectriaceae. The record is from RefSeq and is a predicted model, not a curated record.
CUGCGUGCAUCUGACAAACAGGGGGGCCGAGAACAUGCGCUGGCCUGGAGAUUGAGCAAAUCCCAAUCAGUAAAACAGGUAUUCGUCUUUCCUGGAAACGGAGGAACAUCUCUCGAUGAGGACAAGGUCGAACAAGGCGCUGCCCCUAUUUCCAAUCUUACUGGCAUCCGGACAGGCUCUACAGGAUACAGUGACUUGGCGCAAAAGGCCAAUUGGACCGAUGACGAUGUGGUCAAUGCGGGAAUCCCAUGUUUCGCACUGUCACGUAAAGCAGCACAGCUCGAAGGUUCCAAGGUUUUCGCCAAAACGUUUAUGGAGAAUUACAACAUACCCACUGCCGCCCACAGCAGUUUCGACGACUUCGACGAGGCCAGCGCCUACAUGCGCAAGGUAUUCAUCGAUGACGACCACCGAAUCGUGAUUAAGGCAGAUGGUCUUGCUGCAGGGAAGGGUGUGGUCUUGCCCGAGACACCUGAGCAGGCUUUGGGGGACCUUCGAAGUAUCAUGAAAUAUGGAGUCUUCUCUACAGCAGGGUCUUCGGUAGUGAUCGAAGAGUACAUGGAAGGAUUCGAGAUCAGCAUUUUAACCUUCAGCGACGGAAAGACCUUCUAUUCUCUCCCAGCCGGUCAAGACCACAAGAGAAUCCUGAAGGAGAACAAAGGACCCAAUACUGCAGGCAUGGGUGUUUACACAUCUGUUCCGAUGGUCACCCCAGAGAUGACACAACAGAUCGACGAUGAGAUCUUGAAGCCAACAUUCGAAGCUCUCAAGAAAGAAGGGUGUCCCUUUCAGGGCUUGCUUUUCACCGGUGUCAUGGUAAUCGAAUACAACGUGCGGUUUGGCGACCCAGAAACUCAGAGCUCGAUACUUCUCUUGGCUGAGGAAACAGACCUGGCGAAUAUCUUACUAUCAUGCACAAACGGCACACUUGACCAAGUCAAACACACCAUCAAGGUCAAACCAGGCUUUGCUUGCAAUGUUGUUAUUGCAUCCGGUGGAUACCCUGGUGGUUAUGAGACAAGCAAGACCAUCACGCUGAGGACACCUCCUGAUGGCGUGAUCAUUUUUCACGCGGGAACUCACCGGGAUGAAAGCGGCGAUGGAUUACUGAGGACAACAGGAGGACGGGUCUUCUCGGUGGCCGCCUACGGAAAGACCUUACAACAGGCCCGGUACAAAGCCUAUCAGGGGGUUGAGUGCGUGUCGUUUGAACCCAAAGUGUUCAGGAAUGAUAUUGCUCAAGGGGGUCUGAGUGUGAUGAAACAUGGGAAGCCCUGA